Lactuca virosa is the source of this 492-nucleotide messenger RNA. The record is from the annotation of a GenBank genome assembly. NCBI's taxonomy places the organism in Eukaryota, Viridiplantae, Streptophyta, Magnoliopsida, Asterales, Asteraceae.
AUGGAAUAUAAUCGUCAAAGUAGAAGGGAUUCUUCAGGAUUGUUUAAGGCUAUUGUAGAUUCUUCAUCAAUGUCAGUUAAAGAAGCUCUAGAUAAUUGGCUUAAAGAAGGAAAUGAUUUGUCCAGGUGGGAGAUAUCAUUUCUGAUGCCUGAACUCCGCAAGCGAAGGAAGUAUUCAGAGGCUGAGGCUUUUCAGGUGUUAGAAUGGUUGGAGUCACAUGAGAAGGUAGAAUUUGGGGAGAAAUAUUAUGUUCAACGUGUUGAUUUAGUUGCAAUGGCAUGGAGUUUACAAAAUGCAGAAAACUACAUCAAGAACAAGAUUCCUGAGUCUUUUAAAAGAGAAGUUUUCUACCAAUAUCUCUUAGCUAAUUGUGUUCUCAACACUAACACAAAAGAAAAAAGCAGAGCAAGUCUUCAACCAAAUCAAAAACCUGAAACUCUCUAUAUCCACUUUUUCUUGAGAUCAAAUUCUUCUUUUAUACAAGAGAACUGA